Molecule: messenger RNA, 1197 nt
Organism: Fomitopsis serialis
Lineage: Eukaryota; Fungi; Basidiomycota; Agaricomycetes; Polyporales; Fomitopsidaceae
Exons: 5
Coding region: 1-1197 (398 amino acids)
Source: RefSeq, a predicted model, not a curated record
AUGACCACGAACACCCGCGUGUCGCUCCCCGCGUGUCUUAUCUGGAUCAAACCGUCGCAAGUCCGAUUUGCAUGGGCGUACGGCAGCCGGGCGCAAACGCGGAAGGGAAGACCGGCCGUGGUUACGUCGUAUUGCGUCCAAAAUGGCGAGAUAGUCGGGUUUUGGUUCGUACCGAUCACGAGCUCGCUGAACAUCCGUACGUGCAAUCACAGCGUCUGGAGGCCUGUUAACUGGGGUAAGGAGAAAAUCAAUACCCCGCCGCCCCUUAGACCUGGUGAUCUCUCCGUCAUCCUGCCGCUGAACCCGUAUCGGCCUAAGUUCCAUGCCCGCAUGUCGUAUAUCUACGUGGGGGACAUAGGGGAAUACAUAACGGUUGCCGACUGGUCCUCUAGGGUCAAAGCCCGUGUUAUGAGGGUCCUUGAUGACAACCUCAACUUGUCGGAGCAGGGCCUGAAACGGGCAUCCGAGACGGUGUACUGGAUAACCCGUUCAGAGGCGCGGCACACACCCGCGAGCUCACCGGAGAUGUUCUACAGUGACUACGAGCAGUUCCACUUGGCGACCUUCCACGCGGCGCAAGGCCGCCGGCGCUAUUCCUCCCCUCCAGGCUCCUGGCUCUCUCCUGGAACUCCCACCCUCGACAUUCGUUCUCUCCGGCUCGGGUCUGACAAAAUCAACUCGAAGUCCUACGGCUCCAGCGAUCCGUACACCAGCUCCACGACUGGGGACUUGCGCAACGGACCAGAAAUUACGAAGGAGAGGGACAAGGAGGAAGAGAAAGGGAAGGAGGGGCAAGGGUGCGGCGAGAGGAAGAAUGAGCUAGAAAGCUCGCGAAACAAAGGUACGCCCUCAACGGACGUACACCGCUCGCCGCCUCCAUCGUCAGUGCCCACGCAAACAGGUGUUUCAGCGAACAAGGAGUUCGCUGUGCACCCUGUUCGCCAUGAGAAAGGCACACAUGCGAAAUGGGACGACUUAACAGACAGCAGUAUGACGGACACGCGCUACUGCAUGUCCGGCGUACUGCACCUGUCUACGAUCGACCGUCGUGCAGGUGCCGCACCGCUCGACGCACGUGCUGGCGUGCCCAUCGCUGCACCUGGGGUACACCCAAGUGUACCCGGCACGGGUCACAGCUCCACGGAGUCUAUGCUCACGAACGAGGAAACCGAGGUGCCAUUACGGAGGCCCCGGUAG